CGCCCUCAGCGUCGGCGCGCAGGAGACCGGCAGCGGCCGGGGCUGGGCGCUGGAGCCGCCGCGGCGGCGGGAAGAUGGAUGCGCCGCGUCCGCGCCUCGCCGCUCGGCAUCCUCCCCGGGCCGCGGCACGAAAAAAAUCUCCCAUAUAACUAACUGUCUGCAAACCCAGAGUACUUCCCCUGGAUUCACCUCUGGACCACGUCGUAUAGACGACUUGCUCAGUGUUGCUGUUUGGUUCUGAGCCCACUUGGUGGUCAUGCUAAUAAGGAUAUCCAGUGAAAUGUGUCUGAGUCUAGUUUGCAUGAUAUUCUAGCCAUGAAGAAUACAAUGAGAAGACAUUCCUUCAGGCUGCUGAACUCCACCCCACCCCAAAUUUCAGGAUCACUGUUGAUUGAAGUCAUUCUUCAAAGCCUUGUGUUUCAGUUGGUUAACAUAAACCAUGUUAGCUAUAGGGCUUCCAAAGCAGCUGAGGACAGAACCUUAAGGAUUGCCAGGCAGUAGGCGUUAAAAUAACUGGUACUGAAAGGAACAGAAAAAGAUGGCAGUCCACAUUUGAAAGAAGUAAACACAUGGACUCUCACUGAUAAGAAAUCAUGUCAAAAAAAGGACGUAGCAAGGGCGAAAAGCCUGAGGCACUGAUUCUUGCCCUACAGGCUGCCAAUGAGGAACUCAGGACCAAGCUAACAGACAUUCAAAUUGAGCUGCACCAGGAGAAAUCUAAGGUUGCUAAACUAGAAAGAGAGAAGACUCAAGAAACUAAACGUAUCCGUGAAGUGGAGCAGCGCAAGCAGACCGUGCAGAUCACAGAGCUAAAAGCCAAACUUCAUGAGGAAAAAAUGAAGGAGCUGCAGGCUGUGAGGGAGAACCUCAUCAAACAGCACGAGCAGGAGAUGACACGGAUGGUAAAAGUCCGAGACAGUGAAAUCCAGCGCCUCAAGUCAGCGUUGUGUGCACUGCGGGAUGGGAGCAGUGAUAAAGUAAGGACAGCGCUGACUAUUGAGGCACGUGAAGAGGCCAGAAAACAGUUUGACUCUGAGCGCCUUAAGCUGCUGCAGGAAAUUACUGAACUGAAGUCUGCAAAAAAGCAGGUAGAUGAGGCCCUUAACAAUAUGAUCCAAGCUGACAAGAUCAAGGCGGGUGAUCUUCGGAGUGAGCAUCAGUCCCACCAGGAAGCCAUUUCUAAGAUCAAAUGGGAGAGUGAGAGGGAUAUUCGCCGCUUGAUGGACGAGAUCAAGGCUAAAGACAGGAUCAUAUUUUCCUUGGAGAAAGAACUGGAGACACAGACAGGCUAUGUGCAGAAGCUGCAGCUACAGAAGGAAGCUCUGGAUGAACAGCUCUUCUUGGUGAAGGAGGCAGAGUGUAACAUGAGCAGUCCCAAGAGAGAGAUACCAGGAAGGGCUGGAGAUGGUUCAGAGCAUUGCAGCAGCCCUGACUUGCGCAGAAACCAGAAGAGGAUAGCAGAGUUGAAUGCCACGAUUCGGAAGCUGGAAGACAGGAACACAUUGCUCGUUGAUGAACGAAAUGAAUUGUUGAAGCGUGUCCGAGAAGCUGAAAAACAAUGUAAACCUCUCCUGGAAAAGAACAAGUGCCUCACGAAGAGAAAUGAUGAACUGAUGCAGUCUUUGCAGCGCAUGGAAGAUAAACUCAAAGCAGUCACUAAAGAAAAUAUAGAAAUGAGAGAAAAAAUGACAUCACAUCCUCCUCUAAAGAAAUUAAAAUCUCUCAAUGACCUCGAUCAGGCUAAUGAGGAACAAGAAACUGAAUUUUUAAAGCUUCAGGUCAUAGAACAACAGAACAUAAUUGAUGAGUUGACAAGGGACAGGGAAAAACUCAUUCGUCGCAGAAAGAAUAAAAGGAGUUCAAAGCCAAUUAAGAGACAUGUGGUGGAUACAGUUUUUGGGUACGAUGAUGAUUCCAUGGACUCUGAAACAUCCUCUGUGGCCUCAUAUAGAACAGACAGAACACCAGCAACUCCAGAUGAUGAUCUGGAUGAGAGUUUAGCCGCAGAAGAAUCAGAGCUGCGGUUUCGACAGCUGACAAAGGAGUAUCAGGCCCUGCAGAGAGCUUAUGCACUACUGCAGGAACAAACAGGAGGCAUCAUAGAUGCUGAAAGAGAAGCCAAGGCUCAAGAGCAGCUCCAGGCUGAAGUACAGAGGUAUAAAGCCAAAAUAGAAGAUCUAGAGAAAACUUUAGCACAGAAAGGGCAGGACUCUCACUGGGUAGAAGACAAACAGCUUUUUAUUAAGAGGAACCAAGAACUUUUAGACAAGAUAGAGAAACUGGAAGCAGAAAACAGCCGUCUGCAACAGGAGCUGCAGGAUGCUCGGGACCAGAAUGAACUGCUGGAGUUCCGCAACCUUGAACUGGAGGAAAGAGAGAGACGGUCUCCACCAUUUAAUCUCCAGAUUCACCCAUUUUCAGAUGGUGUGAGCGCUCUACAGAUCUACUGCAUGAAGGAAGGGGUUAAGGAUGUCAGCAUACCAGACCUCAUAAAGCAGUUAGAUAUCCUAGGUGAUAACGGGAAUUUAAGAAAUGAAGAACAAGUGGCCAUAAUUCAGGCUUCCACUGUUUUGUCCUUGGCAGAAAAGUGGAUCCAGCAGAUUGAGGGAGCUGAAGCUGCUCUGCACCAGAAGAUGAUGGAACUGGAAAGUGAUAUGGAGCAAUUUUGCAAAAUAAAAGGUUAUUUGGAAGAAGAACUAGACUACAGGAAGCAAGCUCUUGACCAAGCAUACAUGAGGAUCCAGGAGCUUGAAGCCACCUUAUACAAUGCUUUGCAGCAAGAAACGGUAAUAAAGUUUGGGGAACUACUCACUGAAAAACAGCAGGAAGAGCUGAGGACAGCAGUAGAAAAGCUAAGACGUCAGAUGCUGAGGAAAAGCAGAGAAUAUGAUUGCCAGAUUCUUCAAGAGAGGAUGGAGCUGCUCCAGCAGGCUCAUCAGAGGAUCCGAGACUUAGAAGAUAAAACUGACAUCCAAAAGAGACAAAUUAAGGAUCUGGAGGAAAAGUUUCUAUUUCUAUUCUUGUUCUUCUCUCUUGCCUUUAUUCUUUGGCCUUGAUGUCAAUGUGCCUCUCGGAAAGAGCACCCGACCACACAGAUAAGUCCUUAGAAAGGCAAAUGCUUCCAACCCCCCGAUGAAGAGAACAUUGUUUACACCAAUUUAAAAAAUAUAUACGAAAGAACAACCUGUAGCCAAGACUGCAACCACCUUAUAUUUUAAAGCCAUCAUUCAAGAUUUGUUACUUGACAGUUUCUGUCUAAAGCUAUGAUAUAUGCUGCAUCUAAUGAAAUCCUAUAUGUUGAAAUUACAAAAGGGGAAGAAAAAUAAACUGUGAACCUACAUCACUUAGGAAAAAACUUAAAGGGAAUCUGCAAGGCUCCACUUUCAGCUGAUCAAGUCAGAGUGUGUCUUGGGCAUGGACAGAAAAAUAUAUCCCUGCUAUGCAGGGCAAUCAUUUAAAUGUGACACUGUCAUCCCAUGAACAAAUCAAAAGUAAGAAGACAGAGCAGGAGAAACACUUGAGAGCUGUGGAGAGAUACUGACAAUAAAGCAUUUGGUUUGAACUGUCUGGCUUUCUCACUACAGGGACUCUUUCUCUUUCCCCUUGGUUUUAGCCUUAGGAACAAUGACAGCUGCAGUGUGGGGGCAAAAAAAGGAAAAAUACAUUCUAGUUUAUUGCAUGACGGGCAGGACAGGGCACCAUGUUUUCUGUUUGAGAUCAUAACUAAGCACCAUUCUACAUGGCAAGGGAUGGGAAAUGAGGGUGUGUAGUAUAAGGAAGACUUCUGACAGAAUUGUAGCCUUCUCUCUUCACACUCCCUGCAUGAAGAACAGCCUGCCCAUUGUCAGAUACUUUUCAUACUCUUUAAAGACUGACAGUGAGAUAAUAAUGCCCAUACUUAGUUUCACUAUUGGAAUAACAUACUGAGGAUCACUGGAUUGGACCUACAGAGUGGCUUCUUAGAAAGAAAAAAAUGUGUUUGAGGGAAAAGGGGAAAAAAGCUAUCCCCAGUGUUCAUGUGGUAUAACCCACAAAGCAUCAUCUUCCAAAUAUUUUGUCUCAGCUUGGAUCCUACUGAACAUGCAAAACCCUUAUAAAUGUUUUGGUUUGGCUUGUCAAACUGAUUUUGUUAGCUGACUUCCUGACCAGUGACGCCUAAGCCAAAAAAUGGGGAAAGCCAUGUGAAAGCAUCCUUAUUAGACAUGAGGAGAAGUAUCACUGGCUUGUUUAGAUUUUUCCACAAUUAAGAAUAACUAGUAAUAGUUUCCAUUUCAGAGCAUUACUUACCUCUCCCAUGACAAAGGCUGGAACCCAGUCCUGGUGGCUCCCUGAGGCAAGGAGUGCCAUCACAGCGCAUGCCCCUGUAGUCAGUAAAAAACAAACCCUGAGGAGUGUUGACACCUGCAACAAACAUUGCCAAGUUCCUGUCUGUUGGAAGCAAAGUUGCAUCCAUCUUCCCUUUUCUCAUGGUGUGCUGUAUGAUCUAGGCAUGACAAUGCCCUUCUCUGUGCUUCUGUUUUCAUUUACCUGGAAAUUGAGUCCUUCCUGUAUAGACUUCAGGUUCCUGUGGCAAGGCUCCUUAUUUGAGCUGUGUCUUCCACAAUGGAGCCUUAAUUUUAGCUAAGAAAAAUGGAUUUCCAUAUUUCAAAGUAGAAGACAACCUGUGCAUUACUUAAACCUUCAAAAGAGGGCUCACAUGUUCUGACAUCUUAAGCACAGACUCUACAGACUCAGCACACCAGAAGCAUUACAAGUGCUUUAUAGAGGGUGUUGCUUCUUUUUGCUUAUUUUUGCAGAUGAAACAACUGAGGCAAAAAGUAGUGAAAUAAGUCAGCAGGGUAAAAGCCAUUCCUUAGCCACGGCAGGGAUGAAGUUCAUCUAGUAUAGGGGAUGCCUGCCCCUUACAGAUGUUUUUCAUCCAGAAUAGCUUUUAAUUAUUAAUGUCCAUACACUCAGCUGGAUUGCAAUGCUGGGCUCAGUUUCUCCACGGAGACUUUAAAUAUCCUCACUUCUUUCAUGCCUGGAGAUUGUGUUGAGCCCUCUGUUGAAGGUUGGAAGCUAUUAGAAAAUUCCUCUUCCUUAAAAUUAAUUUAAAUUAAAAAUGACCACAGCUUCUGGAAGCAGUCUGUUUUAGCCAAGGAGUUUACUGAAUUCUGCACCAGUUGUAUGUUUGCUGUUUUUUUUUUUUGUUGUUGUUGGUGUUUUUUUUUUUUGGUAGAACAAACAAAAAAAACAAAAACAGACUUGUAGGCAAAUAUGUUAAAUGAAUGCUAGUAUGUUGCAUGCUCUGUGGUUCAAACUCUUUGCCCUCCCUGCAGAGGAAUCUAUGGGUAAGGUUGGCCCAAACCUACCACCUGUGCUUUCCAAGGGUGCUGCUACCAAUUUAGUCCUGAAGCUUUGGAGUCAUGCUUCUUCCACACCUGACAUAUUAGGAUCACUUUACAACAUCUCGUUAGCUACAAAAAGUUUUUUUUUCCUCCCUGGUUAUUAUUCCCUCUUCCCCCUUCCACUGUUUUUUCCCUUGCUGCAGCACAAGUUCAAUUCAUACCACUUGGCAGCAGUGGUAUGUGGCAAGUCGCAAGUAAAUGCAGGCUGGAAACUGUUUUCCAUAGGUAUUAUGGCCAGCAAUUAAAGUGCUGAGCUCAUCUUACAGAAGCAUGAGCAGCAUCUAUUUUCUAUGAUGUUGCGAUAACCUCCUUCUCUGCUUUGGUUAAAAAAAAUAAAAAAAGAGUACUAGAAAUGUUUGUUUCAGGCAGACACAGGGCAGAACCAUAGCACAGAUAUAAGUAUCUAGUUUCAGAACAUACUGGACUGAUUUUGUGGCAGACUAUAUCACUCAGGUCCUCUGAACUGUGCUGUGCACACUUUACUCUCAUUUGUCUUGCCUGAUUUCCCCUCCCUUGCUCUUCCUUAUUGCAUGUGCAUUUCCAAGGGCUUGGGGUGAGGUGGGAGAUGGCAGACAAUCCACAGCUUACCAUGGUGCGACUUGUAAAUUGUCUGCAGACUUUUAAUGCUAGAGUUCCUCCAGAAAGCUGAACAACAGCUGCUUUACUCUUCUUGAAGCUUAACAUAAGCCAUGCCUAAAACACACUUGCUGAUAAAAUACAAACUUCCUACUCUCGGCUAGAUCAAAACGAGUUUGUAUGCAUAUUUAUGUAUAUAUAUAGUAUACUAUAUAUAUGCAUAUAUAUAUAUCUAUACUGUAUAUAGUAAAUCAUUGCUAUAGCUUAUGAAGUUUACUUCCAAUCUAGGUGUGGGGAAUUGAAUCUAGACUUGUUUAGCUGCCACAACUGGUAGCACUCCUCAUGGUUUAGUUUUACAUCUCAUGGGCAACUAGUCUUUCUCUUCCUUCCUUCCUUCCUUCCUUCCUUCCUCCCUUCCUCCCUUCCUCCCUUCCUCCCUUCCUCCCUUCCUUCCUUCCCUCCUUCCCUCCUUCCCUCCUUCCUCCCUUCUCCACUGUUCUCUGUCCUGAAGCUGUUUCUCCAGGGCUUUUGUUGUUCCUGAUAUUCUUUGAGGCACGCUAUUGAGAAUCCUCCCUCAAACUUCACAGCCGACUUCCCCUCCUACAAACAACUAGCAAAACCAGAUCAAUUUAUUUCAGUCUUUGAGGACAGGAAACAUAGUCCUGGAUUCCUCCCAUCUAUCUGUCCUAGGCUGUAGCAGGACUACCAGCACUCCAGGCUACCCAUACUGUCAAAACAUUAGAUGAGGCACGUACAUCGUGCAAGUCAAACAAAAUCUGACUUGCCACUUUUUCUCCACUGACCAAAUCAAGAGAGUUUGAAGACUAUACUUUCAAUUUAAGCACUUCAGACAAAGGCCUAAUUAGGUGAGAUGAAUUUAGGCAAUUGGGUCUGCAGAAGGAAAUAGAGCUUCUUUGCAGUAUUAUCAGCCUGGCUUACAGCUCCACCAUCUCAUUGACAUGCCUAGAGGACCAUGUAGACCUUCUUUUUGUAUACGUGCUCCAUUUUCCAUCUCCCUGCUCUCAUCUCAGAGGGGAAUAUCUGCUGGCCCUCCAAAGCUUUCAGUUCCAUGGCACUGCAUGAGGACUGGAUAGGCCAGGCUCUUGCUCUCACUAGGGUAAGUUUCAAUAAACAGCCACACAGUUGCUGGAGAUUCAAAGUUUUUGUUUUGUUUUGUUUUGUUUUUCUGCCCUCACAUCAGCACCUGUGUGUUUUUAUAUAUACUUUUCAUUCCCAAUUUCUUUGGUGUUUACUCCAGAACAAAACUGUAAAUGACUUGUCAGAAUGACCCUUUGAUAAACACUGGACAUGUAUCUGUACUAUAUGUAUUAACGUGUAGAAGAGAAUCCUUAUUGUAUGUAAAGUUUUAUGAAUGGUUAUUUUUUAAUUUAUGUAUUUAAUAUAGGAUUCGAUGACCUCUGGUGUUUUAGUUUGUAUAAAAAAAAAUAAAACAGCGGCAUUUUUAAAAAAAAAAUCUCACUUUACAUUCACAGAGCUAUUCAGUGUCUGUCUGGAAUCUGUUCAGAAGUAUCAUGUUAAAGCUGGGUAACCAAGAUGCAGGAGACACUUCCUUGCCUACUCGCUCCCACUGAUAUGUUUGCAGCCCACAGUGAGAAAGACUGGAGAGGC
This is a messenger RNA of Cygnus atratus (black swan), 7592 nucleotides long. It is a transcript of the gene JAKMIP2, whose product is annotated as janus kinase and microtubule interacting protein 2. NCBI's taxonomy places the organism in Eukaryota, Metazoa, Chordata, Aves, Anseriformes, Anatidae. Bases 594 to 3056 code for a protein of 820 amino acids. Gene Ontology annotation, molecular function: kinase binding; microtubule binding. The record is from RefSeq and is a predicted model, not a curated record. The transcript has 24 exons.